Molecule: messenger RNA, 4629 nt
Organism: Chelmon rostratus (copperband butterflyfish)
Lineage: Eukaryota; Metazoa; Chordata; Actinopteri; Chaetodontiformes; Chaetodontidae
Product: vang-like protein 2
Exons: 8
Coding region: 866-2443 (525 amino acids)
Biological process (GO): Wnt signaling pathway, planar cell polarity pathway; multicellular organism development; establishment of planar polarity
Cellular component (GO): plasma membrane
Source: RefSeq, a predicted model, not a curated record
GUGGAAAAUGUCUCGAAAUGCUGCCGGUGGUGGUUCGGGUGCGUGUGCGCUGCUGUAACGCGGGGAGAGAGGGGACGAUUCGGGGCGCCGGAGAUCUCCGGUUUCCCCAAACAAUAGUCGACAGGACGCGAUGGUCGCCUUUUUCUUUUUUUGAAACCGCAGGGAAGUUUAGGACCCUCAUCGGCCCUAUUGUUGUUCCCACAGAGGCCACGUAGCUCUGCGGGCCGAUUUCAAACGUGGGAGGACGAGCGUUGCGUUCGGGAACGUUUCCACAGGACUGAAUGAUCCGGGGAGAUGCGCAUGGAAGCGGCGAUCGCGUCCAGCUCGGUUGUAGGCCGAAGGUGGUGAAUGUUGGCCCUGGUUGGGGAUUUGAGUGCGUCCAUUCAUUUACUGUGAGGGCGUCCCGUCUGGAAAAGGAAAGGGGGAAGAACGGGAACAAGCAUUCGGGAUAAUUUGGCAUCAGGACGCGACCGGUGGGGCCUGGGAGUCUCCCAUUGUCCUGCGCCGCUCCAACACCCUCCUUUUCCAUUUUCUAGGUCGCACAACUCUUUCUGGUCGCCCUGAAUGCUCCGGGUUCCUCACAAUCACAGCCACCUCUGCUGUCCCCUGCUGCGACUCUCCUGCCCCCCUUCUCCUCUCUGAAGCCUCCCCUGAUCUUCGCCUCCCUUCUCCUGCUCCCUCCCCAUCGGCCUCCAAGAUAGAUUCCCUCAGGAGUAAGGUUGACCUGCUCAAGCUGCCCCUCGCUCUCUCCACCAAGUCCAUCUCCGAGCGCAAGAGCCAGCUGGGAGGAGUGGGCGAGCAGCGCGGCACGGGGGGAGGAGGAGGAGGCGGGGCUCGUAAAGCCCGCUCACCGCCGACCCGAGACAUGGACAACGAGUCGCAGUACUCGGGCUACUCAUACAAGUCCUCCCACUCCAGAAGCUCCCGCAAGCACAGGGAUCGGAGGGAUCGUCACCGCUCCAAGAGCCGGGACAGCAGCAGUCGUGGAGACAAAUCGGUCACCAUCCAGACUCCUGGGGAGCCGCUGCUGGAUGCAGAGUCGACCCGCGGGGAUGACAGGGAUGAUAACUGGGGCGAGACCACCACGGUCGUCACCGGCACCUCAGAGCACAGCAUCUCCAACGAGGACCUGACCCGCGUCACCAAAGAUCUGGAGGAGUCGACUCCGCUGGAGUGCAAGCGCUUCGUCGGCCCGGCUCUGGGAGGCUGCCUGAGCUUCUUCGCCCUGGUCACGCCUUUAGCCUUCCUCAUCCUCCCGCAGGUCCUGUGGCGUGAGGCCCUCGAGCCCUGCGGCACGCCCUGCGAAGGCCUCUACGUCUCCCUGGCCUUCAAGCUCCUGGUCCUGCUCAUCUCCUCCUGGGCGCUGUUCCUCCGGCCUCCUCGCGCCACGCUGCCGCGCUUCUUUGUUUUCCGCUGCCUGCUGAUGGUGCUGGUGUUCCUGUUCGUGGCGUCGUACUGGUUGUUCUACGGCGUGCGGGUGCUGGAGCCCAGGGAGCGGGACUACAGGGGGAUCGUGGAGUACGCCGCCUCGCUGGUGGACGCCCUGCUCUUCAUACAGUACCUGGCUCUGGUGCUGCUGGAGGUCCGGCACCUGCAGCCGGCCUUUUGCCUCAAGGUGGUCCGGAGCACGGAUGGGGCCAGCAAGUUCUACAACGUGGGCCACCUGAGUAUCCAGCGGGCAGCUGUCUGGGUGUUGGACCGUUAUUACAACGACUUCCCCGUCUACAACCCUGCACUGCUCAACCUGCCCAAGUCCAUCCUGUCCAAGAAGAUGACCGGCUUCAAGGUUUACUCUCUGGACGAAAACACCACCAACAACUCCACAGGCCAGUCCAGGGCCAUGAUAGCUGCCGCUGCCCGGAGGAGAGACAACUCCCACAACGAGUUUUACUACGAGGAGGCCGAGAUGGAUCGCAGGAUCCGCAAACGCAAGGCCAGGCUGGUCGUGGCGGUGGAGGAGGCCUUCACGCACAUCAAGCGUCUCCACGAAGACGAGGUCGCCUCGUCCCCCAAACACCCUCGGGAGGUGAUGGACCCUCGGGAGGCGGCUCAGGCUAUCUUCGCCCCGAUGGCGCGGGCCAUGCAGAAAUACCUGCGGACCACCCGGCAGCAGGCCUUCCACAGCAUGGAGAGCAUCCUCACACAUCUGCAGUUCUGCAUCACACACAACAUGACGCCGAAGGCUUUCCUGGAGCGGUACCUCUCCCCAGGCCCCACCAUGCAGUACCAGCAGCAGAAUGGCAGGGGGCGCCAGUGGACUCUAGUGAGCGAGGAGCCAGUGACCUCGGCCCUGCGUCAGGGUCUGGUCUUCUCCCUGCGACGCCUGGACUUCUCCUUGGUGGUCACGGUGACGCCGCUCCCCUUCUUGCGGCUCGGGGAGGAGUUCAUCGACCCAAAGAGCCACAAGUUCGUCAUGAGGCUGCAGUCGGAGACCUCGGUGUGAAGGCCGUCGCCCUCCUCGCGCUCGCCGCCGGCGGAUCGCUCCUGCGGCGGGACACGUGGAGGCCGUGCGGCCCGCUCCCAUCCAAUCAUUGCCCCCGUCUGUGACAAAGAAACCCUUCAAGGGGAGGAGGGUCUGAAUCCUCCUUCCUGUCUAAUGAUCAUCACAGAUGCUCUGAUAUCAGACUGUGAUCAGCUCGACGAUUGUCCGAACCUGGAGUUAACUCGAUGCCUUGACUUCUUCUUUUUCUGUGUUGUCACGUUUUUUUCAACACGCUGUAAAAACAAAGCAAAAAAACCCACCUUGUUUUCUAAAGGGGACUUUUUCUCUGUUUGCCUCUUCUUUUGCUGUAACCACUGGACUACUUUACUGUGCUGACUCAACACAUGAACACCAGAGGAGCGGGUUUACAUCAGAUCUGUCACUUCCUCUUUCUUGUGUCUUAAAAGCAGACCCAGAGCUCAGCUCUGACUGCUGGUGUACCACUGCCUUUUGGUUCCCUGUCAGAGACCAGGACUGUUUUUAUACUAAAGGGUGUGACUUUUUUUUUGUUUGUUUUUUUAACUUACAGAAUGUAGCAUUAUGUGCAUUGAAUUAACACGUGGCUUCUCUGCGGCCUGAAGGCCAAAAUUUCCUUUUAUUGGACCGUAAAGAAAAAUGGAAGUACAUUCCUGAACUGUUGCUACUCCAGACUCUGUGUGUUCACAACUGUCUAAAUAUGCAGCUCUUGUUUUAUUCUACACUGGCAUUUUUUACUAUUACUGUUACACGUUUAUCAAGAAGACUAAACAAAGACCUCUUUUACACCUGUUAUUAACAUGCAGUCUGUGUCUGCAUAUUUUAUCUGGAUCAGGAUGUUAAAGCACAGAUCCCAUGAAAAGACCAGAAAACCUACGAUGUGUCAGUCUGUCUCUAGAUACAUUCACUCCUAACGCACCCUAAAACAUCUGGACAGUGCAGUUUUUAGAAAACGGGACUAUAACAGGAGUAAAUAAUGUUUUUUCUGGCCACGAUUUUAAGCCGCUCAGUAUUUUACAGCAACAGGUAUAAGGAGGUAUGAGCUGGAUUAAUUUAAAAUGGAAUAGUUUUAUAUCAGGCUUUGGAUUGGCCAUUGCUUUUGUCUUUUCACAGGAUUUAUUGAGAAUAAGAAGCAUACAGGAUCUCUACCACACAUUUAUCUCUACGACAACUGAGCAACUCCAUCUGCGAUCUGCAUCUGAGACAUGUUUAUUGACCACAGUCUAAUAUAAUGUAUUUAUAAAAACAGGUCAGUUGAGGUUUGUUGGUCAUGUUUGUUAACUUUCGCAGAGCUCCAGCUACCUGAUUUGCACAUUUCUGUCCCACCACAAUGCAGAAUUGGGUCAAGCAGUAGACUUGGGGGUAAAUGCAAAGGCCUGUGAUCAGAUGUCAUUAUCCAGAUACUGAUCACGUGUUAACACCAGGUGUAAACGGGGUCGUGGUCUAUUUAACAAUGUGCACAGUCAGUCCUGAACAGGCAGCUGUAGUCAAACUACAAGCUGACUUCUCUGGUUUUUUGUGUUUUUAUGCAUUUCAACAAAACUCCCAAACCAGACGUGUGAUUGUAACUCCUCUCUGCAGCCGUAGCGUCUCACCGCCUCGCCUUGUGCCACGAGCUGAAACAGGCGCCGUGAGCACGCCGCCUCCAUCCCACAGCCUUACUCUCCACAUGUGGAGGACCAGCGACCAGGCACGCCUCACCUCACACUGACUCCUUCUCCAGGUCCUGAAAACUUACUGUAACGCUAAAACCCGCCCGAUGUUGAGACUUGAGCCCCUCUGUUGUAUCUACCUGCAGUAUGUUGAGCCACAACGCAGCUGUUUGUCUUUCCAGUGAAAACACAGUCUAAAAAGACCUUUAAUUUCUAAAAAAAAACUGUCCAAACACCAGGUCCGACGUGUGUGACAUUUCGCCCGAGUGAUCGGGAAUGCAGAUGUUUUUUUAAAAGAUGCAUGCUAGAGUUAUUUCGGGCUCCAAAAGGUUUUUAUAAUAAUUUGUUUUCUAUCAUUUUGAAGGUGCCUAAGUUAUGAUGAUGCAAUUUUCUGAAUGUUUUUACUUUUGUAAAACAAGUGGCUUGUAAAAAAAUGUAGAUUUGUCUUGUAUUUUCUUCCUUUUGGUAACUGUAGCUUGUAUAGUGUGUUAGGCAUUUUUCCAUUAUUAAACCAUUUAU